AUGAAGAAGACCAGGAAGGUCGUCGUUGAAUCCGAGUCAGAAGCGGAGGCGAGCGACGCAGAGGACAUCCGGACUUCGCCUCCCGUCGGCGGUUCCAACGAGGAUCGCGUGUUCGCGUAUCUGAACACUGCUGCUACCGACGCCAUACAAGAACUCACUGGUGAGUUUCAAGAUUUGAUAUCCUCGAAGAACCCAGGUGAGAGCUCUAUUCCAGGAUGCACAAUGGAGCAGGCCGCAAAGAUCAUCGAGCUACGACCUUUCACCUCCGUCGAUGAUCUUAAGGAGAAACUUGGUCAAGGGAAGAAAAAGGCUGGGCCUGCCGGAAUCAGCUCACGAAUGUUCGAAGACUGUACCGCCAUCUUUGAGGGAUACCGAGCCGUCGACGAUAUCCUCCGCGACUGCGAAAAGAUUGGAGCGCAGCUACGCGCGGCAAUAGCCUCUUGGAGCCACCCCCGACCGUCCACUAAGGGCAAGGAAAGGGAUGGCACAUCUUCGCAGGAGACUUCUAUAGUCUCCCCGUUGAACGAUGCGGACGACGGGGCCUUGCAUAUACUCAAGGACUACCAAUUAGCAGGCUUGAACUGGCUGCGACUCCUAUAUCGCAAAGGGUUGAGCUGUAUUCUAGCGGACGAGAUGGGUUUGGGCAAGACCAUUCAAGUCAUAAGCUUCUUUGCUCACCUCAAGGAACGUGGUAACAAAGGGCCGCACUUGGUUGUUGUUCCCUCCUCCACCCUCGAAAACUGGUGCCGAGAAUUUGCGCGAUUCGCUCCAGACAUGGUUAUUCAGACAUACUACGCUGGCAAAGACGAAAGACCGAUGCUUCGGGAAACGUUAAAAGAAACACAAGCGUGCAAAGGUGUAGAGAAUGGCUGGGAGGUACUGAUCACGACAUACAAUCUCGCCCAAGGUGAUGAUAAGGAUCGAAAAUUCUUCAAGAGGAUUGAGUGGGAUAGCUGCGUCUUCGACGAAGGACAUGUCCUCAAGAACUUUCAAUCACAGCGCUAUCAGGCGCUCCUGAAGUACGAAUCGAAGUGGCGGCUGUUACUCACGGGGACACCGUUGCAGAACAACCUACAAGAGCUUGUGUCGCUGAUGAAUUUCAUCCUACCCGAACAUUUCGCUGAGGCUUUGGGCUCACUCCGGGCUAUCUUCAAGGUGAAGGGCGACUCGAAGGUCUCUUUGCUCGCCCAGGAACGUGUUUCUCGUGCAAAGAAAAUGAUGACUCCGUUCGUGCUACGAAGGCGAAAAGACCAAGUCCUCAAGGAUUUGCCUAAGAAGGUGGAGCGCAUCGAGUGGUGUGAUAUGAGCGCCAUCCAGAAGUCGAUAUAUCGCGAGACGCUCCAACGAUCCCGCAAGACUAUCUUCGACGCUGCCGAGAAUGACGAGAAUCAGGCGGAGCCUGAGUCAGACAAAAUGUACAUCGAGAACAGUUCGAACGUGCUCAUGGAUCUGCGUAAAGCAGCCUUGCAUCCGAUGCUCUUCCGGAAGCUGUUCACCGACGAUACGUUGGCUAGUAUGACAAGGCUCUUGAUGAAGGAGCCCGAUUACAAGAAACGGAAAGCCGUGUCCCAAUACGUGAGGGAGGACCUCGAGGUGAUGACGGACGCCGAACUGCAACUAUUCUGCAAAGGAUACAAGUCUCUGCAGAAGUUUGUGCAAGAUGAUAAAUGCUACCUCGACGCUGGCAAGAUCACGGUGUUACUGAAGCUCAUCAGGCAGUAUAUAGCCCAAAGUCGUCGGAUCCUUGUCUUUUCUCAGUUCACACAAGUGCUUGACAUCUUGGAGACCAUCCUCAGACAACAAGAUGUCAAGUUCGUCACCUUGACAGGCUCAACCCCAGUGGACGCCCGUCAGGCCCUGGUGGACGACUUCACUGAAGACGAGUCAAUACCAGUCUUCCUUUUGUCUACCCGUGCUGGUGGAAUGGGCAUCAACCUGACUGCUGCGAGUGUUGUCGUCAUGUAUGAUCAAGACUUCAACCCACACAAUGACAGGCAGGCCCAAGAUCGCGCUUACCGCAUCGGUCAGAAACAGGAUGUCGACGUCGUAAAACUCGUCACCAGAGGUACGAUCGAGGAGGACAUGUUGCGACUGGGCGAGACGAAACUGGCCCUCGAUGAAGCCGUCGCAGGGGAGGUGGUGGAGGGCGAGGGCAAAGGCGAGGGACAGGCUGAGAAGCAGAUGAAGGAGAGCUUGAUGAGCGUGUUGAGGAAGCAGUUUGAGAGUGAAGAAAGCGAGCGGGAUGGGCAGCCUGAAUUGUCGACAAAGGAGAGCAGCACUAAGGAGGCGGACGCGAGAUCUGCCAGUCCGUUGACGGAUAUGGAGGACUGA
Molecule: messenger RNA, 2331 nt
Organism: Punctularia strigosozonata HHB-11173 SS5
Lineage: Eukaryota; Fungi; Basidiomycota; Agaricomycetes; Corticiales; Punctulariaceae
Product: SNF2 family DNA-dependent ATPase
Exons: 12
Coding region: 1-2331 (776 amino acids)
Cellular component (GO): nucleus
Molecular function (GO): DNA binding; ATP binding; chromatin binding
Source: RefSeq, a predicted model, not a curated record